AUUGGCCGUCGGAAAGGGCGCGGCUGCCGCGAGGGGGCGGCGUCGACUGGACCGAAAAUCCUAUAUCGUUGGCGUCGACGGUCGGGGGCGGUGUCAUGAGGAGCUGCCGUUAGUGUCGACGCAGUGAGCGGCAACCGACGAUGCCGGGAAGGAGGAAGAAGAUAAGACGACUGCGCUGUCGUGCCCGAGAAUUUGCUGAUGGCGCAAAUAUAUACACUCCUCCAGACAGCAUGGACGUGUUGGCUACCAAGUACAAGGAGAAGUGUAAAGUGGAAUCGAGUACAGAGUCUGACUCUGAUGCCUGCACCACUGAGUCACUGGAUCCAUACGAUGGAGAUUUGGAGAGCACCUCAAGUGAAUCGGAUGGCAGUAGACAAUUUCUGCAAGAUGUCUACACUGACAAGUCAAGUUAUCUGUCCCAUGCUAUUGUUGCAGUUGAUGGAAGGAAGUUGUCAGUAAAACCGUAUAAACAGUCCUUGCUGACAACAUUUCUGCCUGUAUGCAGUAAUACAGAGUUAAAUUCCAUACAAGUAGAAACUGCGGCCAUUGGUGGUAUACUCCCACAAUCUUCCUGUGAAUCAGAAGUUCUCUUUAACGGAGAACAUGAACUUGCAUUUGCAACAAAUAAUUAUGUGGCAGAUGCUGGACACAAGUCUGCAUCAUUGGACUUGGAUGUGUCGGCUGGAUCUCCUGCUAUAAACGUGGACAUUGAAAGCGAUCAUAGACUUGUGAACAUGUUUGUUCUGCACGACCCUGGGACUCAUGAGGCCAGGAACUCGAAUGUCCAGUGGCGCUCAGGAAAGCUUUUAAAGACUGCUCAUGAAAGUUUUCCUGAAGGAAAGAUAUCAGCAAAAAGAAAACUCGGGAAUCCUUUGAAUGAAGCAAGCAAUGAAUGGAUAAGUAAAAAGAAAAGUCGUAUUCUAAAAACUGAGGUAAGCAAUUUUGUACUGAAGUGGUCUGUUUAGAAAUGCUUCAGGAGUAGUGUUACCCAAACUGCAUAUUUAUGUAAAAAUUGUGUAUUACAAAGAUGUUCUUGGGGUAUGCAAUUAUUUUCCAUUUCAGGCAUCUAGUUUUGGCUUGGAUGUGGUCAAAGAAUGCUGAAUAAGACUAAAUAUUUGGCAACAGAACCAGUGUCUUGGCCUAAUUGCAUAUGUAAUUGUUUUGUGAAGUGACUUUUCUCUUGGUGAUGAUUGUUUGCUUGGUUCUGUGCUUAAAGUUCUGUGGGUGGGGACAAUUGAACAAUCUCUCUCCCCAGUUACCAAUCUUGUGAAUGCAAGUGAAUUGUAGAAUGCGAUUAUCAAAUUUUUUUCCUACUAAAGUGAAAGCUGAUUUUUGUUAAAAUAUGCUCAGUCAAAUUGUCUAUUAACUUUUGGAAUUUACUAUUUUGAAGUUGUAUAACAUGGAUUAGUUUUUUUUCCGAUUGUGCCCAUUUCUCACAAGUCUAUGUCAAUUGCUCAUCUUAAACUACACUGAAGUGGUGACCUCCCUUCUGUAAUUAUUUGUAUGUUAACAAACUCCUGGCUUCUUAAUGCUUGCAGGGGAGUCACCAAAUAGUGUGUUAUUCUGGUAACGUUUGGACCAGGCCACCAAAAGGUGCAGGUGUCUUUGCCUAAAGGAUUUUGGAUAAUAGCCUCCAAACUAAUUGCACUCCAAUUGAAGUCUCAUUCAGAAGUGGUGUAAAUUGAAGUUCACUAGUAUCCUAGUGUGGCUCUAAUUUUGAUUCACCAUUAUUUGUCAUUUGCGUACAUAAUCAAUAUGCAGCAGUUGUUUAUUGGAUCUGUGCGUAUGUUGUAUUUUUCUUCCCACUACCGUUAGUCGAUGUAUUAAUAUCAAUGGACUGUUAUUGGGGAGGAAGAGGGAAAGCCUGUUGCUUUUCAUUUAGCAGCUUGAGUGUGCCUCUCUCUGUGUCUGCAUGGGUUUUCUCUGGGUGCGUUGGUUUCCUCCUACAUAUGUGCAGGUUGGUUAAUUGGCUAGCAAAAAUUGCCCCUAGAGUAAGUAGGUGAUAGAAUCUGGGGGCAGUUGAGAAUAAGGGCAGCACGGUGACAUAAUAGUAGAGCUUACAGCACCAGAGACCAGGGUUUGAUCCUGACCACAGGUGCUUGUCUUUCCGGAGUCUGUACGUUCUCCCUGUGACCUGUGGGUUUCCUCCGAGAUCUUCACUUUCCUCCCACACUCCAAAGACAUAGUUUUUUUAAGGUUAAUUGGCUUGGUAUAAAUGUAAUCCUAGUAUAUAGGAAAGUGUUAGUGUGCGGGGAUCAGUGCGACUCGGAUUGCCGAAGGGCCUGUUUUUGCACUGAAUCUCUAAACUACGGUAAAUAAAAUUAGAUUCAUGUAGGAUUGGUGUGAAAGGGUAGUUAAUCGUCAGCAUGGACCCAAGGCCGAUAAAUCUGUGUACUAUUGUCACCAAAGCAUACACUUUGAGGAAGAGGAUGUGAUGUUUUUAAAUGUCAAAUGCUAAACUUCCAAUGAGUUUGUUUCUUUGUCUAUUUGUAAAAUAUAGAAAUCAUUGUUUAACCUUCUGUAAAUAUGAAUAGCCUACAAACUGCAUUUGGUACAAAGCUUAUGUUUGAGGGAGGAAAUUUAUGUAUAUUUGUAUAUGGUUAUAUUAUACUAGAAAUAUUUUGACCAAAACCUUGAAUUGGUUGAGUUGAUUGGACGGUCAUUAAAAAUCUAAGCUUUCAU
Messenger RNA from Amblyraja radiata (thorny skate), 2682 nucleotides. RefSeq lists its product as uncharacterized. The record is from RefSeq and is a predicted model, not a curated record. NCBI's taxonomy places the organism in Eukaryota, Metazoa, Chordata, Chondrichthyes, Rajiformes, Rajidae. The coding region runs from base 141 to 965 and encodes 274 amino acids. The transcript has 4 exons.